CGUCUGCAUCAGCCCAUUAUUUGCUACACCGUGUUUUUGGGAGUGCGUAUGCAUGUCAACUUUUAACAGUUUCGUAAAAAAAAAGAUGUUUCUUGGUGUGGAAACAAUUGGAAAGGAUGGAAAAUAUUCCAGAACAGCUAGGUGACAAGGAAGUUGAUGAAAUUCUCGUUGUGUGUGGGAAGCAACAGCGUAAACGAAAAAGGAAAUUGAAUCAUCUGACACCCGAAUACAAACAACGACUAAAAACAACGGCAGUGACGAAGCUUUUACAAUGGAUGUCAACAGGAAUUCCAGAAAGUCAUAUGAAACACUUAGUAUCACUAUCGUCAAGAUUGCCUCAGAUGUUUGGACUGAAAACUAAAGUAUCUCUAUCGGAAUCCUGUGUUGGAGAUAUGACAUCACAACAAUCUACUUGUCAUUUACCUACAAUAUUACAUAUGUUAUAUAUUUUUCUAGGAAAAGGAGUGUGCCGAAGAAAUAGAGGUCCAUAUAUUGAUCUCCACCAGAAUACUGCUGGUGCGGAAUCUAGCAACAGCCAAACCAUGUUGAAUCACCUUCAAGAUACUUUCACGACAGACAAACAGCAUGCAAACGAAGAUGUAGAUUUUCAUGCUUUUGAAGGCAUACCUGUUAUUAAUCUUGCUGGUACUUCCUCGGUCCCAAACAACAAACCCUUGUCGUUUAAAAGAAUUUUAUGCCAUUGGGCUGCUUUUACUAUGCAAAAGAAAAGUCAUUUGACGUACUUGCUGGAGUUGCUGAAGGAACAUAGGCCGCAAAUAGAUUUUGAUACCUUGCCAUCAUCCGGAAAAACAGUUGAUGUUAAUCGACGGCCGUGAUAUGCCGCAGCCAUAUACUACGACAUUACAGUUAGCUAGUACAAACAGUGUGAAUCGAAAGAAUCACCCACUGCCACCCGUCAUUAAUUUAGACAAUGAAGGAAAUGGAAGGUACACUCACUUCGGUCUUGAAACUGCGCUAGCCGGAGACUCACCAGGAGUAUAUUUCCGCAAUGCUGAUUUAUUGCAAUAUGCUGCUAUUUUCAAAACAAAUCCAAACGCCCUUCCACUAUCUAUCCA
Messenger RNA from Daphnia magna, 1076 nucleotides. RefSeq lists its product as uncharacterized. The coding region runs from base 117 to 836 and encodes 239 amino acids. The record is from RefSeq and is a predicted model, not a curated record. The transcript is spliced from 5 exons. NCBI's taxonomy places the organism in Eukaryota, Metazoa, Arthropoda, Branchiopoda, Diplostraca, Daphniidae.